Lobosporangium transversale is the source of this 2340-nucleotide messenger RNA. Its product is annotated as transketolase. The record is from RefSeq and is a predicted model, not a curated record. Gene Ontology annotation, biological process: pentose-phosphate shunt. Gene Ontology annotation, cellular component: cytosol. Lineage: Eukaryota; Fungi; Mortierellomycota; Mortierellomycetes; Mortierellales; Mortierellaceae. The transcript is spliced from 6 exons. Bases 111 to 2162 code for a protein of 683 amino acids. Gene Ontology annotation, molecular function: transketolase activity.
CUCUUCUCUUUUCUCUUCUCUUUUCUCUUGCUUCCUUUUUUCUUUCAUUUUGUCAUUGAUAUAUACUUCUCAUAGCCAUCCAUUUACCGCCUCACACAAAGCCAUCCACUAUGACCGCCUUCACCGACGAUGACAAAACAGCCAUCAACACCAUCCGUGCACUUGCUGCUGACACUGUUUUCAAGGGCAAGUCAGGUCAUCCUGGUGCACCUAUGGGCCUAGCACCUUUAGGUCAUUUGCUAUUCACAAAGUCCAUGAACUAUAAUCCCAAGAACCCACUCUGGGCAAACCGUGACCGAUUCGUGUUAUCGAAUGGACAUGCCUGUGUACUGCAAUAUAUUUUACUGCAUUUGUCCGGAUAUCCAACUACAAUGGAUGAUCUCAAGAGCUUUCGUCAAUUGAACAGCAAAACACCUGGACAUCCCGAGUCCCAUAUAACUGUUGGUAUUGAGGUUACUACGGGUCCCCUAGGCCAAGGCUUCGCUAACUCAGUAGGCUUAGCCAUUGGGGAGGCCCACAUGGCUGCAAGAUUCAAUAAGCCGGACUUCGAACUGUUUAAUAACCACACCUUUGUUAUUUUGGGUGACGGAUGCAUGCAAGAGGGUAUUGCCAGCGAGGCUGCUUCCCUUGCUGGCCAUUUAAAAUUGGGGAAGCUCAUUGCAUUUUAUGAUGACAAUCACAUUUCGAUCGAUGGUGACACAAAUGUUGCCUUCACUGAGGAUGUCACUAAGCGCUUUGAAGCCUAUGGAUGGCACGUUCAGUCCAUUGAAGACGGUAACCAUGAUCUAGAAGGCAUUGCUCGUGCUAUUGAGGAGGCUAAGAAGGUCACCGAUAAACCUUCACUCAUCAGGGUCCGUACCAUCAUCGGUUUCGGCUCCUUAAAUCAAGGCACUGAAAAGGUCCAUGGCUCUCCUCUGAAGGAAGAUGAUAUCGCUCAGCUCAAGAAGGCCUUUGGCUUCAACCCAGAUGCUAAAUUUGAAGUCCCCAAGUCCACAUAUGACCUGUACCAUUCUAGAGCUGCUCAAGGCGAGAAGGCGAAUAAGGAAUGGGAGGAGCUCUUUGAGAAAUACCAGAAAGCUUAUCCAAAAGAAGCAGCAGAACUCAAGCGUCGUCUGGAUAACAAGUUGCCAGAGGACUGGGUCAAGGAGCUCCCUCGCUACACACCUGCAGACAAACCUACUGCCACUCGCAAGUUAUCUGAAGCUGUCCUCAACAAGAUUGCAGAUGUAUUGCCCGAGUUGCUUGUAGGAUCUGCAGAUCUGACAGGAUCCAAUCUCACCCGCUGGAAGGAUGCUGUAGACUUUCAGCCAGACGACUCCAACCUUGGCAGCUACUCUGGACGCUAUUUCCGUUAUGGAGUCCGUGAACAUGCCAUGGCUGGUGUUCUUAAUGGUUUGGAUGCCUAUGGUGGAAUAAUCCCAGCAGGAGCAACAUUCCUCAACUUCAUUACCUAUGCAUGGGGUUCAGUUCGUCUAUCUGCGUUGGCAGGUCAUCGCGUCAUUUACAUCAUGACUCACGACUCUAUCGGUCUCGGAGAGGAUGGCCCCACUCAUCAGCCAAUUGAGACCUUGGCCGCCAUCCGUGCCACGCCAAAUCUUAUCGACCUUCGCCCUGCGGAUGGUAACGAGACCUCUGGAGCAUAUCGCUUUGCCAUCGAGAAUCAGACUCGUCCAAGCGUGUUGGCAUUGACCCGUCAGGAUCUGCCCCAUCUAGAGGGCUCAUCGAUCGAGAAGACAUUGAAGGGAGGAUACGUAUUACAGGAGGUUGACGACGCUGAUGUGACACUUGUAGGAACAGGUUCUGAAGUCUCCCUGUGCGUUGAAACUGCGAAACUGUUGAAGGAACAAGGAAGUGUCAAAGCUCGCGUAGUCUCUAUGCCUUCGACUAAACUCUUUGACGCACAAUCGCAAGAGUAUAGAGCUUCAGUCCUAAAGGAUGGUAUCCCUAUAGUCUCGGUUGAAGCCGCGUCCACUUAUGGAUGGCAACGCUAUGCUCACGAGUCGAUUGGUAUUGACACAUUUGGAUCUUCAGGACCUUGGAAGGAGGUAUAUGCUCAUUUUGAGUUGGUUCCAGAUAAAGUCGCAGAAAAGGUUAAGAAAGUCGUUGCUUUCUACAAGAAGGAAGGAUUUGUGCCCUCACUCGUUCGCAGGUAUUUCCACUAAGCGGAUGUCUUUGCACGCCACUCUGCUGCAUCUCGCCUGUACCAUUUGAUUAAAAAUUAAAUAAAACAAAGCAAAUAUGAGCUUGAAGCGGUUUAUUAUACAAUUUUAUUAUUUUUAAUCUAUUUGUUUUCUUAAGGGAGCGAAGGACUAUACUCCCCACCAUGAGAGUAAACCCAAG